Zingiber officinale is the source of this 1249-nucleotide messenger RNA. RefSeq lists its product as uncharacterized. NCBI's taxonomy places the organism in Eukaryota, Viridiplantae, Streptophyta, Magnoliopsida, Zingiberales, Zingiberaceae. The coding region runs from base 98 to 1081 and encodes 327 amino acids. The transcript is spliced from 12 exons. The record is from RefSeq and is a predicted model, not a curated record. Gene Ontology annotation, molecular function: aminoacyl-tRNA deacylase activity.
GUUUCAACGGGCCAGGCUUACCCAUUAGCGUCUCCUCUGCCUUCUAUGCUUUGACAUUAGGGUUUCCUCUGUCUCUCUUUCAGUCGCCGUCUCCGCAAUGGGGUAUACUAAGGAUCAGCUCCUUGCUCGCCUAAAGGAACUUCAGAUAGACUUCCUUUGCUAUGAUCAUCCUCCUGUCCUCGCUGUGGAGGCUCAGGCAAAGGAAGUGGGGCAUUUGGGAGGUGCAUUAAGUAAAAAUUUGCUGUUAAAGGACAAGAAACAGAGGUUUUACGUUGUUUCUGCUCUUGCAGACACAAACGUUGACUUAAAGGUUUUAUCCCAAAGGCUUGGUCUGGGAAAAGGAGGUUUGCGGAUGGCUCCUGAAGAAGCUUUGCAAGAAUUACUUCAGGUACCACUUGGAUGCGUAACACCAUUUGCAUUAAUUAAUGACUCUGCAAGUUGCGUCUCGUUGUUGCUGGAUCAAGGAUUCAAAGCUAGUCCGUCCUGCUACUUCCACCCAAUCACUAAUGAAGUUACAAUUUCCCUCAGCGCAAGCAGCCUUGACAAGUUUCUGGUAUCACUUGGAAGACAGCCUUCAUAUGUGGAUCUAGAGGCAAAUCCAGUGGUUGGGAAGGACAAUCCACCUGAUCUUGCUGAUUUAGUUCCAUCUGGAGUUACCACCUUGUCGGAUACAAUAGCAAACACUGUUACUUCUGCUCCAACUGAAAAGGUUGUUGAAAAGGAUGUUCUUCCUGCUAAGAAAUCUGUAAACCAUCCUGCCUCAGGAGAUGCCAAAAGUCGGGCAGUCUUACCAAAGAAGGUCGACAAAGUUCAACGCUCAAUAGACCCGCUAGCUGAAGCUACCGAUAUCGAGAAACUCGUAAAAGAAAUAUUGAACAAGACAUCCACAGCCUUGCUUACUGAGGUAACCAAGGAGUUAAAUGAUACGCAAAUUAGACCUUCAGUUGUGGAUGUUGCGAGCAGACGCGUCAGCUCUGAUUUGGAGCAUAUGAUUAUGAGUUUGAAGAAUGCAGCAUACACACAAGGGUUCCACGCAGGCCUUCAGGCUACACUUCGACCAAAUCUUUCCUCACAAAAAUAGCUAGAUGUCAUGCGAACUUGGCUACGUACUGUGUUAUACUCAAUUCGACGAUUUUUAAAACAUAGAAUUUCCUCAUUCAGACCGUUCAUUACAUGUGUGUUGGCAAUAUUUAUUGUAGCCAUUUUGUACACUUGUUAAAUCAAUCUAAUCUUUGUCAAUAUACAUACA